AUGGAAUAUGAAGGUGUGAAGACUGUCAAUGAUGUGGCAGAUGUGAGGUUUUCACAGGGGAUAUUGGAUGAAAAUGACCCUGACAGUGCUAGGUUCAUGGUAUUAAUUAGAAAUGCCAUGGAAGAUUUACAACGCCAAGUAGAGAAUGAGCGCUCGUUAUAUCACAAAAGUAGAGAUGAAUUAUCAAUAGCAGAGUCUCAGAGUAGAAGGUUUGAAACUGAAUUGAAUUUGGAGAAAGAAAGGAAUAACCAACUUAUGCAGGAGUUGGAGAGGCUUGAGCAACUAAUUUCUGAGCAAAAUGAUAAUAACAAUACAGUAAAUUCUGAAGAAGCCGAUAAUUAUUGGAAAUUAUAUAAGGAUGCAUUAAGUAGGAUAGACGAAUUAGAAAACUCUAUACAGAAUGAUAAACGAGCAGAAGAGCUAGAACUAAAAAAAACACAAUUAGAAAACGAAUUGGAUGGUUAUAAAGACAUGAUUUCAGAGUACAAAUCUAAUAACCAAAAAUUAAUUAACGAAGUCAACUCUCUAAAACAAGCUAGAGAACUGGAUAUUAAUGAUCUAAAAAAUGUUAGGAAAGAAUACGAUGAAAAGAUACAAGAUUUAAGUGAAAAGUUGGAUAUAGAAAAAAUUGAGCAUGAGUCACUUUUAGAGCAGUAUAAUAGGGUAAAUACAAACUUGGCUGAAAUGAGAGAAACUUUAAAAUCAAAUAAAUACUCUUCCUUGGAGGAACUCAUUAACACCGUCCAAAUUAAAAGUAACGAAAUUGAAUCAUGGAAAAACAAGUUCAAUGACUUGGAGUCUACUGCUGGAGUUACUAAUGAGAAAGAAAUAGAAUUACAUGAGAGAGAAAUCUCAGUUGUAUCUAAAGAAGGAUAUUUGGUUGGAAAAGAAGCUUCUCUGUCUCAUUUAGAAGAAAAGCUUAGGCUUCAAGAACGUAGUCUCGACGACAAAACUAAAGAGCUCGACCAAAGAUCCUUGUCCAUAUCUAACUUGGAGAAGGAAAUAUUGGAAAAGCAGAAGGAAUUCGAAUCUUAUGUUGACGAUCUAAAUUUGAGAGAACAAAGUUUCAACAGAAUGGUUGAAGAUUAUUCUAUAAACAUGGAAAAGGUUCAAUUUGAACACACUUCAGAUUACAAUAAGAAGCUAACUGAGAUUGAAAAUGCAAAAUUAGAGUUGGAGAAUGGCAAAGCCGAAUACGAGAGACUGAAGAAGGAAUUCGAGAAAAACCGUAGCGAGAUUGAAGCUGAGAAGAGAAGUGUAGAACAAAUUAAGAGUGAAUUGGAACAAAAGUUAAAAGAACUUGAAGCUGGAAAGACUGAAACGAAGAAGCUCAAAGCUGAACUUGAAUCUCAAAAAAAUGAGUUGGAUAGACAAGGAAUUGAAUUCCGAUCCCAAAAAUUAGAACUUAAUGAAAAACAAAAAUCGCUCGACUCACUAAAGGACGAACUUGUGAGUUUGGAAAAAGCGUUGAUGACAAAAUCAAAACAGAUGGAGGAGGAUGAACACCAAUUUUAUGUAAAGUUGGAACAUGCAAAGAAUGACAAUUUACAGAAGAUGAGUAUGCAAUAUGAAACACAGCUUAGAAGCUUGGAAAGAGAGCUGGUAGAAAUCAGGAGGGAAUUAGAUGAUAGCAGGAAGGCAUUAAAGGAGGAAAGAGAAAGUCAGGAUUUAAGGAAGACUCAGGUGGCUUAUCAAGAAUCCCGUCUAAGGGAGCUUGAGGAAAGAGAAAAGUCAGUGAAAGACUUGGAGUGUUCACUCAACUCUCAGAAGGUAGAUUUGGAAAAUAAGCAAAAGGAAUUUGAUGUUUAUAUUAAUGAGCUUGAGAGCCGUCAAAAAGAAUUUGAGGAGUUUUGGUUUGAGUUGGAUAAACGUCAAAAGAAUAUUUCAACUAGGGAGAGGGAGCUCGAUAACAGAGAAGUCCUGCUGAAUAAUCAGAGAGCUGCUUUGAGUGAGUCUGAAAGAAGGUCUCUUGAAGAGAGAGAAGGGCAAUUGUAUGAAAAGGAAAGCAGACUUAAGGAUAAGGAAGGAAAGUUCAUAGACCGUGAAAGUAGGUUGGUUGAAAAAGAGAAUAAGUUGAUCGAUCGUGAGAACAAGCUGAUGGAAAAGGAGAAGGGUUUGUUAGAAAGAGAGAUGAACUUGAAUGAUUUUGAGAGAGAAAUGAAUAGUUUAGGACAAAGAACUAAGAUAGUUGAGGAAAGUCUUCUUGCAAGGGAGGUUAAGGUGGAGGAAAGGGAGAACACAAACAGAACUAAAGAAUCUGCUUUAAGUAGGCGAGAAGCUUUAUUAAUUGAGAAAGAAUGUUCUAUUGAUCGCAGGGAAACAGAUUUGAAGGAGAAAGACCAAGAGCUGAAAGAUCGUGAAAGAGAUUUGGAGGGAAGAGAGAGACAACUACAAUUGGAGAAAAAACCUCUUCUAGAUGAGUUAAUUAGGAUUGAGGAGAGAGACAAGCAGCUUUUUGAGCGAGAAUUGGCUAUUCAAAGAAGUGAGGACCUUUUACAAGAAAUGGAAGGCGUAAUUAAGAGCCGAGAGAAGGAGUUAUACGAGGGAAUGAAUUCCUCAAAUAAAGAUAAGGAGAUUUGUGAAUUGCGUAGAAUGAUUGAAGACUUAGAGAUGAGGAAUCGAGAUAUUGAAAGGGAGACUCAGAAAACUUGCCAGGUUCUCCAGCAACAAAUCCAGGAGGAGAUGAAACAAAAAGAGGAGCUGCUUUAUACUAUUUUGCAUCUCCAUAAACAGAUCAACAAUAUUGGGAACUCUCUUGGGUAUGGCUCAUCCGAUGGAACCGGAUCAAAUGAUAUUAGGGAUUUGAGACAGAGUACUAGAAACGGCCAGCUACAUGGUGUUAGUGGGGAAGAAACAAAUAGGGACUCUUUGACUACAGGAAACGAAAAUGAAAAGGAGACGGAAAUUUCAGAAGUAUCUAAAAGGAACAGCGAUGUUAUCAGUUCUUUGGAAAAGACAAUGAAGAAACUUUAUGAGAAGCUCCGGGCCACUGAAAGCCGGGAAAAGAAUCUAUUAAAGGAGCUAAGGCAGUUCACAGAAAAGAGCAGAAAUUCCAGAAUGAGAGCGUGCUCUGUUUCUCCAUUAAUUAAGAACAUAGGAGAGUCUGAUAUUGCAGGAAACAACUGUGACUCUUCAGCUCCUUCAGGAUAUCCCAGUGAAAUUCAAGCAACUCUAGAAGCCCCAAAAUCUCAGGAUAUAAAAGCACCAACGCUCUUAAAACGUACCCACACAUUAACGAGUGAAUCUUCAAGCCAGCAGAUUCUCCCAACAUUGACAAAUAAUUCGCCGAUAAUGUAUCCAGAGUCACCCAUGGUUUUGAUGCCACUACUUACAGAUAUUAAAAACGAGUUGAAUGAAUUAAAAAAGAGUAACGAGUUAAAUAUAAACAGAACAACACAGACAGACGAAAAGUUUGUUGGAAGUGAUUCAAAAGUAGGAGAAAGAAGCAGUAGUGUAGCUGGGAUAAGUUUUAUUCAACCAACUAAUAACAGUGGGGUGACAAACGCAAACUCUUCUCAGAUAUAUGGGAAUAACUUGGACUACUGCAUAUCAAAUUGCUAUGGUACCAAUUUGAACAGCAACACUCUUCCAGCUUCUUCCAGUAUUAACCCCCCUGCACCUGGCUCACUCAUGAACAACACUAGCUUGCAUUACCCAUCAAUUUCGUCUUCAGUUAUGGGAAAUAGCAUUCAUGAGCAUAGCCAGCUAAACGCUCAAGCAUCCAAAAUAGCAUCUAUUCUUCAGAGUUUGCGUCCAAACAGUGGGUCCAUUGCAGGCAGUUCUGUUGCAACAAACAAGGACAUUACUAGAAAGUUACUGGAGCAUGAACUCCACAGUUUAAGACAGUGGAAAAAGGGGAUGAAGCAGUGGGACACAGAGUUUUCAGCCUCUUCUCACAAUAAGCAAGAGGAGGCAAUUGCUUGGAAACAGUUUUUGGAUCAGCAGAUGCAAGUUAUUGCUAAAAAGUUAGAGAGGAGAAUAUCCGCAGCUUUACAAAAGUAG
This is a messenger RNA of Cryptosporidium ubiquitum, 4002 nucleotides long. RefSeq lists its product as uncharacterized. The record is from RefSeq and is a predicted model, not a curated record. The transcript has a single exon. NCBI's taxonomy places the organism in Eukaryota, Apicomplexa, Conoidasida, Eucoccidiorida, Cryptosporidiidae. The coding region runs from base 1 to 4002 and encodes 1333 amino acids.